CGUCGUCCAUCAAGUAUGGCAUCAAGGAUGAGCUACACUGCCAUGACACUUUACAAUUUUCAAGGAAUACAUAAAUAAACUAAUUAUCAUUGUUUAAUAUUUUGGUUAGGUUUACCUCUGAGCUCGAGAUAAAUCUCCCGAAGGAGAGCCUCUCUUCUUUCUCCUGUAAAACCUGAAUUUAAAAAAAACUUUGCUUGUAUAAUGUCACAUUUGUAAGAGGGAGUAUUAGGACCACAUUGGAAAAAAAGAAUCGGAGAUUUAAAUAAAGAAUAAAGCCUCUAAUACUCAGUCGCACGUUUGUUCUCAUGGUUUUAUUCUCUCCUUUGAGGUAACACCGGAAGGCAGGGAUCGCUUCCCGUCAUGACGUCAGGGUAAACAUAUGUUCACGUGACACAACCAGGAAGUGUGAAGAAGGUUGGUCACGUCUAACCUCCGUCUAUCGCGUGGGUUGGGUCCUUCUGAGGCUGCAGACCCUUAAAUUGGACACAGACUAUGUCGGUGGUCGUGGAGGGGAAAGAUGGGUGGUUUUUGGAUGCAUGCGCGCUCAUAGAUCGGGGCUAUGAAAGGUGUUUGACAAGGAAUGCUAACCUGCAGUCCAACUUGAAAGGCUGCUUCAAAAGGCAAUGUUUUCAUGUUUUGAAGUGCCAUGGUGCUGUGAAGACAUGUUCCGAUGCUGUGCAGGAACGAAUCAAGAUAGAAAGGCCGCCGAAGAAACGGAAACGAAAGCACGGUGAACUCAAUCAGGGAGAGAUUGACUCGCAUGCGUUUCAUGAGAAGGUCAGAUGUGCCAUUUUGGAGGGAACCAAAUCCCUUGUGGAAUCUGCCAGACUUCUUGGGUACCUGGAAGGAGGGCCGGAUGCAACAGAGGACCUUCUUCCUGGUCAAGAGUGCAACCUGGCCAGUCUUUGUGACAUGGCCAAAGAGCUGGCUGGAGUGGAUGAUGAGGACCAGCAAGACCAUGCCCAGUUACUUGUUGCUGAGGAUGGCUGCACGUCACAUCUGGACUUGUUCUCCAGGGUAACGGAGAAUACGUCAAACUGGGCCGCGGUGGUCCCGCUGAUGGGGGAAGAAUACGUGAUACCUCCACGCACGGCCUUCCUGCUCUCUGAUUUCUCCCGAAUGCAGCCACUGCUCCGAUAUGGACGGAAGUUUGAUGUCAUCGUUAUGGAUCCGCCGUGGGAAAACAAGUCUGUGAAGAGGAGUCGCAGAUACCGUUGUCUGCCUUCAUCGCAGCUGAAAAGACUCCCCGUCCCCUGCUUGGCAAGUCCAAACUGUCUGGUGGUCACCUGGGUCACAAACCGUGCCAGGCACUUGCGCUUCGUGCGAGACGAGCUGUACCCACACUGGGGGGUGGAGGUUGUGGCUGAAUGGUUCUGGGUUAAGGUUACCACACAAGGCCAAUUCGUGUUCCCACUGGAUUCACCGCACAAGAAGCCGUAUGAGGUGCUGGUCCUGGGCCGAUAUUGUCGCUCCCAGACAAGCGCCUCUGAGUCGUUCAGCCCCCCCGUGCAGGAUCAGCGCCUGAUUGUCAGCGUCCCGUCAGCUCUUCACUCCCACAAGCCCUCCCUGUCGGAGGUGUUGAAGCCGUACAUUGCAACUGAAGCCAUGUGCUUAGAGCUGUUUGCCCGAAGCCUCCAACCGGGUUGGAUCAGCUGGGGCAACGAGGUGCUCCGAUUCCAGCAUACAAGUUAUUUCACUUGGACGCCUGCGGACGAGCCGAUUCAGUCAACCAACCUUCUCCACCACUGAGGACUAAGAACAUGCAACACUUUUUAGUUUUUUAAUAAAGAUUCUAAACACUUUGUUAUUUCUCAACCAUUUGGGACUUUAUUUGUGUAACAGUGCACAUUUUUAAGGUGGUAAUUAAAUGGGAGCGAUGGAAGUAUCUUUUUGUCAAGCAUCAGCAUCCCACAUGAUGGAGAAAGUAGUGCCAAUCACAAACUCGCUGAAUUAGAUACACGCUGAAUUAGCAUUGCAAGGCUUGAUUCACAAUGAAUCUAUGAUGUUUUUCAUGAACCCGUGACUUGUGGGGGUGAGCAGGGCUGGAUGACGUAUGGCCGCUGCACGCUCACACGCUAAUCCAGAGGCUAUUUUUUUCCUCAUAAAAGCAGUAUGAGGGUGUGACGAGUUGCCAUUAAACCAACUUAAUUCAUCGAUUUUACAUUGAGAAGGUGGUACACUCUGGGACAGAAAAAAACAUUGACAUUUCAGACAAUUAAAUUGUAAUUUGUGCCGUUUUGUGUCACCUCACUCAGCCAUGUAAGAGCAGUGACGGGUCGUUUUGCUGCCUCACCUGUCACGAUGAAAGUUACAACAAAUAACUAAAUGGAGAAUAUUUUUCCAUCCAACUGUAUUGUAAAUGUGUGAUACAUUUGUUUCUGUAUAAUUCAAAUCGUUUUUUAAAACAUUUUCUGAAGUAAAAAUCACUGAUUUUUAGGUUUCCUGCAAAUACUGGCCGUGAUCGUGGCUUCUCGGAUUAGUACACAAACUCCGCCUAUUAUGUGAGUGUACACCGAGUUGGCUCGUGGUGUCUGCCAGUUUCUGUUUGUCAGCGUGUUGGCAAUAAUUUAAUGUUGCCAAAAUGUUUAUUAUACACCAUGACUUUCUACAACCUGUGUCAUGUCUUUAACGUAAGUGUGACAUCACUACUCUUGAUAAUCAGACAAUAAAAUACAGGCAUGCGUGAGCUGGACGGUGCUUGCCACUGACGGUUCCGCAGAGGAAAAAAACAGAAUUUUUGUUUUGUUUCUUUCUUUUUGUUUCUUUCUAGCAAGCGGAAAAUCAAAUGAAAUACAUUCAAUUACUUUUCAUGCUCUGGUGACUGAAUGAAUGAAUUUGACUGCCAAGAUGGAGGACUGUAUACCAUGCUCACCAGGAAGUGAUCAGACUUUUACAACAAAGUAUUAAAGAACUUUUCCUGGAGAAGAAAAUGCUGCAUGUAAUUCUUAUGCAAAUAAAAGAUAAGUCCUGUCAUGGAUCCCACAUUC
Messenger RNA from Dunckerocampus dactyliophorus (ringed pipefish), 2987 nucleotides. It is a transcript of the gene mettl4, whose product is annotated as methyltransferase 4, N6-adenosine. Lineage: Eukaryota; Metazoa; Chordata; Actinopteri; Syngnathiformes; Syngnathidae. The transcript is spliced from 8 exons. Gene Ontology annotation, molecular function: RNA methyltransferase activity; nucleic acid binding; site-specific DNA-methyltransferase (adenine-specific) activity. The record is from RefSeq and is a predicted model, not a curated record. The coding region runs from base 493 to 1749 and encodes 418 amino acids. Gene Ontology annotation, cellular component: RNA N6-methyladenosine methyltransferase complex; cytosol; nucleus.